AUGGUUCAUGUCGAGCGCAACUUUGCUGGAGAUCCUCAUGCGCUGUAUGGAUACUGGGGUCCGCCGACGAGUAUAGCCAACUUUUGCGAAGAAGACUACUCCAUCACCUACUAUAUCGGUGAAUUUGUCAACGCUUUCACCAACCUGGCAUAUGUCUACUGGUCCAUUCAGACCCUUUUACCAGGCGAGAGCCUCCUCUCGACGACGGCAUUCCCAAAUCUCGCUCUCUUCUUCGUGGGCGUCACGUCCUUCCUGUUCCAUAUGACCCUGAAAUAUGCCACUCAAAUAUGCGACGAUCUGUCCAUGUUCUGGGUAUGCGCCGCUAUCAUCUACGAGCUGUACACCAUCGACCUAUCGGGUCCAGCAAGCUUCGCCAUCGGUUCCUUAUUAACAGCCGUCCUAGGAGUCAUCAGCGCCAUUCAUUAUCAAUCGCACCAACUGUGGCUGCACAAUCUGGCUUUUGUUAUUCUGGUCACCGCCAUAUGGCCAAGGGUGUUGUAUCUCAUCCGGCAGCGGUUCCAAGGUGAAGAAAAACGGUAUUGGGUCGGGAAAUUCCGAGUCGGUGGCUUGUCCUUCCUCGCCGGCUUCAUCGUGUGGCUGAUCGACGGUGCAUAUUGUGAAGUGUUACGAGGCACCAGAGGCUUCAUGGGAAUUCCCCUGGGAUUCUUGCUCGAAUUGCACGGCUGGUGGCAUAUUUUGACAGCCAUUGGAGCGGCGUAUUGUAUCCAGGUGACCAAACAAUUGACGAAACGAUCUUCAUGA
This is a messenger RNA of Rhinocladiella mackenziei CBS 650.93, 762 nucleotides long. RefSeq lists its product as uncharacterized. The transcript is spliced from 3 exons. The record is from RefSeq and is a predicted model, not a curated record. Lineage: Eukaryota; Fungi; Ascomycota; Eurotiomycetes; Chaetothyriales; Herpotrichiellaceae. Gene Ontology annotation, biological process: ceramide catabolic process; ceramide biosynthetic process. Gene Ontology annotation, cellular component: endoplasmic reticulum membrane. The coding region runs from base 1 to 762 and encodes 253 amino acids.